AUGGCAUCACUCAUGUUGGUUUUGUCCGCGGCCCUCGUUAUCCCAUCGGCUUUAUUCGCGGUGAGCGGCAGGGGGCCCGGCGAACCGGACGGAUACAUUCUCACCUUGUCGCGUGCGGCCUCAAUCGUCCUCUUCGUAUUUUACCUCGUCUACCUGUAUUUCUCCGUCAAGAGCCAUCGCCAUCUCUUCACCGAAGAGGAGGCACCGGACCGCGAACCCCUGCACCCCGUGUCUGCCAUGACGGUGCUCGUCGCCGCGACGGUUGCCGUCUCGGUGCGCUCUGACUGCCUCGUGGACAGCGUCGACGGGUUCGUGGCAAAUCUCAACAUCAGCAAGGCCUUCAUCGGCUUGAUCGUCGUCCCGAUCGUGGGUAACGCCGGCGAGUUCGCCUCGACGGUCAAGUGGUCCAUGAACGACAAGCUCGGCCUGGCCAUUAGCGUUAUCGUCGGCAGCACGCUGCAGAUUGCUCUACUGGUGACCCCCUUUAUGGUCAUGGUGGGCUGGGUGCUGCAGAAGGACAUGUCGCUGAAGUUCAACGCUUUCCAAACAUUGACCGUUGCCCUGUCGGUUCUCGUGGUCAACGGCCUAGUCCGUGAUGGGCGCACCAACUACUUCGAGGGGUGUUUGUUGAUUGUCGCGUACCUGAUCGUUGCCAUCGUCUUCUUUGUGUACCCAGAAGAUAUCAGAACUAUGAUGGUCGAGCAAGGCUGA
Messenger RNA from Gaeumannomyces tritici R3-111a-1, 711 nucleotides. RefSeq lists its product as hypothetical. Lineage: Eukaryota; Fungi; Ascomycota; Sordariomycetes; Magnaporthales; Magnaporthaceae. Bases 1 to 711 code for a protein of 236 amino acids. The transcript is spliced from 2 exons. Gene Ontology annotation, cellular component: fungal-type vacuole membrane. The record is from RefSeq and is a predicted model, not a curated record. Gene Ontology annotation, biological process: intracellular calcium ion homeostasis; calcium ion transmembrane transport. Gene Ontology annotation, molecular function: calcium:proton antiporter activity.